This is a messenger RNA of Penaeus chinensis, 2998 nucleotides long. RefSeq names its product putative per-hexamer repeat protein 5. The record is from RefSeq and is a predicted model, not a curated record. The transcript is spliced from 5 exons. Gene Ontology annotation, molecular function: peptidase inhibitor activity. NCBI's taxonomy places the organism in Eukaryota, Metazoa, Arthropoda, Malacostraca, Decapoda, Penaeidae. Gene Ontology annotation, cellular component: extracellular region. Bases 1 to 2622 code for a protein of 873 amino acids.
AUGCAUAAGAGAGAGAUUAUUAAUAGAAUACGCAGAUGCUUUCGGGAACUCCUAACCGCAGCGCAGGGCUUUGCAGGUCAACAUUCUGGCGCCGGAGGGCCGUGGGGGGAAAUCCCUGUUGCGGAGUCACGCACUGGCCCCGGGGGAGCCAUUGUCCUGCGGCUCAGUGAAGCUCCAACACAGAAUGAAGUACUGGUCGCGCCCAAUAUAUGUCUCCUAAAACAGGAUGAUGUGGCAGGAGAACAUCCAGAAUAUGUCAUUAAGUUUAUCAAACAUCCAUCCAAACACACACGCACCCAGUUACACGAUUCUCAUGAUCCUGCAUUGCCCGUAGUGCGUGUGUCGCUGGUGGCCGUGGUGGUGCUGGCCGGAGCCUGCUGUGGAUACGGGCCGCCGAGGAGGACCUCGACUGGGGAAGGAUCUUCAGGGUUUGGCUCUGGAGCAUUUGCCUCCAGUAGCGCAGGCAGUCAUGGCUCUCUAGGCACCUUUGCAACCAGCAGCGCAGGGGCUGGCACUGCAGGAACAGGCUUCGGUUCUGGCACCUCUGGAUCUACCCAUGGUGUUGGUUCCACUGGCACUGGCUUUGGGGCUGGCACUGCAGGAACAGGCUUCGGUUCUGGCACCUCUGGAUCUACCCAUGGUGUUGGUUCCACUGGCACUGGCUUUGGGGCUGGCACUGGUGGCACAGGCUUCGGUUCUGGCACCUCUGGAUCUACCCAUGGAGUUGGUUCCACAGGCACUGGCUUUGGGGCUGGCACUGGUGGCACAGGCUUCGGUUCUGGCACCUCUGGAUCUACCCAUGGAGUUGGUUCCACAGGCACUGGCUUUGGGGCUGGCACUGGUGGCACAGGCUUCGGUUCUGGCACCUCUGGAUCUUCCCAUGGUGUUGGUUCCACUGGCACUGGCUUUGGGGCUGGUACUGGUGGCACAGGCUUCGGUUCUGGCACCUCUGGCACUGCAGGAACAGGCUUCGGUUCUGGCACCUCUGGCACUGCCGGGGCAGGAUUCGGUUCUGGCACCUCUGGCACUGCCGGGGCAGGAUUCGGUUCUGGCACCUCUGGAUCUACCCAUGGAGUUGGUUCCACAGGCACUGGCUUUGGGGCUGGUACUGGUGGCACAGGCUUCGGUUCUGGCACCUCUGGCACUGCAGGAACAGGCUUCGGUUCUGGCACCUCUGGCACUGCAGGAACAGGCUUCGGUUCUGGCACCUCUGGAUCUACCCAUGGUGUUGGUUCCACUGGCACUGGCUUUGGGGCUGGCACUGGUGGCACAGGCUUCGGUUCUGGCACCUCUGGCACUGCCAGUUCAGGAUUCAGUUCUGGUUCAAGCCAUGGAGCUGGCACGACCGGCUCGAGCGCAGGGACCUCAGGCUCAGGCUACAGUUCGGGCACUGGAUCUGGAUCUGGUGCAUCCGGGGCUUCAGGAGCCUUUGGCUCAGGUGGUUCAGCAUCUGGAGGAUUUGGGACUUCAGGCUCUUUUGGAGCGGGGGCCUCGGGUAGCCAAGGGGCAACGGGCUCAGGAUUUGGUUCAAGCUCUUCUGGUUCAGGCUUUGGGGCAGGCACGUCACAUGGUGCAGGCGCCUCAGGAUCUGGCUUCGGAGCUGGCGUCUCCGGAUCCCAGAUCGGCUCAGGCUCUCAUGGUGCAGCUGGCUCAGGCUCUGGGUUCGGAGCUGGUGCCUCUGGGUCCAAGUUUGGCUCAGGCUCACAUGGUGCAGCUGGCUCAGGCUCUCAUGGUGCAGCUGGCUCAGGCUCAGGCUUCGGAGCUGGCGCCUCUGGAUCCCAGUUCGGCUCAGGCUCACAUGGUGCAACUGGCUCAGGCUCUGGGUUCGGAGCUGGUGCCUCUGGGUCCAAGUUUGGCUCAGGCUCACAUGGUGCAGCUGGCUCAGGCUCUCAUGGUGCAGCUGGCUCAGGCUCUGGCUUCGGAGCUGGUGCCUCUGGAUCCCAGUUCGGCUCAGGCUCUCAUGGUGCAGCUGGCUCAGGCACUGGCUUCGGAGCUGGCGCCUCUGGAUCCCAGUUUGGCUCAGGCUCUCAUGGUGCAGCUGGCUCAGGCUCUGGGUUCGGAGCUGGUGUCUCUGGGUCCAAGUUCGGCUCAGGCUCACAUGGUGCUGCUGGUUCCUCUGGUCACAGACAUUCGGGAUCCAGUGGCGUAAGUGGGCACGGAGUGACUGGUUUUGGUGGUUCAGGCGCAACCAUACAGUUCAUUGGUGGUGAAGUGGACGACAGCAAUGAAGUAACCGUCCUCAGAGGACCCUCACUCAUCGUGGGAGGACGUCCUGUAGGUGGAGGUGGCCAUGUAACCGCAGGAGGCCAGCUGAUUGGAGGAGGCCACCUAAAUGCAGCAGGCCAUGUAGGAGGAGUUCGCCCUGGAAGCGGAGGGGCCGUUGGUGUAGCGGCAGGGCACAGGGGAACAAGCACCGGCGUCAGCUUCACAAGCACUUCCACAGGAUCAGGCCCCGUGCACGCCGGCUCCUGCCCCUCCAUCGGUCGCUGCUCAGGCUCCGCCUCCUACAGCAAGCCCUGCCAGAACGACGGGUCCUGCGGUCCCACAGAAAAGUGCUGCUUCGACACUUGCAACAACAGCAACGUGUGGGUCUGCAAGCCAGCAGCAAACAAGAAAUGGUAGAUCCCUCUGCGAAACACACGUCGGCCCGUUUCUCCCUCCCGCGCGUGCGCCGACCGCUGGAUGCCGAUGGGUGUUCUAGGUAUUAGUAAAGACUGAGGAUUAUGAUUUUAAACAACUAUAGUUUUCGUACAGUUUCCAUAUCGAGGUCCUGCCAUCCUUGCUUAUAUGUUAUAAAAACACAAACUACAUCAACAUGGACAUAUAGAAUAGAAUGUAAUGGGUUGUAACCACCAAAACAACAUUCAGUUACAUGGAACAAUUAACACGAAAAACAUCGCAAGCAAUCACCACGUGAGCUUGCAUUUGGCUGUUUAUUCUGUGCCUACGGCGCCAAUGUCACGCCAGGGCUACGCCGAAAUAAAGAUCAUUUAUAAGA